AUGCGAGGGCUGCUGGUGAGGGCCCUGCCUGGAAAGCCGCUGAUGUCGGCCAAGUGGCUGCAGGAGGAGCCUGAGGCUGAAGACAGAGCAGACACAGCCACAUUCCAAAGUGGAGAAGAGGCUGCUUGGAAGGACUUUGCCAGCAAAAGUAGCAAGGAAAGUGGCUGCAAGUCCUGCGGAGGGGCGCGGCUCCUCCUCGCACCGUUAGCGUCAUCAGUACGUUUCAACCGUCUGCUGGGAGGUUGCCCGGGAGACGCUCGAGCCGCAUUAUUUGAAUCUGGCAGGGCGGGCGGAUCGCGCGCGGGGGGCGGGGUCACGGUCACGGGCCCGGCUGGUGGAAGGGAUCGGACGGCGGUGACGCCGGUGGCACCAAUAAUGAGUGAGAGACCUCAUGGAGCAGCCAGGCGGAGGGGCCCAGCACCCAAGCGAAGAUCACCAUUGAGAGCAUCACCUGCAAGGUCACCACAAAGAGAGCCGAGGUCACCAAGGGUUCCUCGAAGGCCAGAAGAGCGGAGUCCCCGUGGGAGACUGCCAGUUAGUCCCAGAGCCAGACAAAGACCUCCAGCGCCUGCCUUGCGUAGGAGGUUCCGCCCAGGCACCAGGGCCUUGAUGCAGAUACGCAAAUAUCAAAAGUCGACGGAUUUGCUGAUAAGGAAGCUGCCGUUCAGCAGAGUGGUUCGUGAAGUGGCUUCUCGGUUUACAAGAGGUGUAGAUUUCAGAUGGCAAGCAAAUGCUUUAUUAGCACUGCAGGAGGCAGCGGAGGCGUUUCUGGUGCUGCUCCUGGAGGAUGCCUACCUCUGCACCCUGCAUGCCAAGCGAGUCACCCUGUUUCCCAAGGACGUACAGCUGGCCCGAAAAAUAAGGGGAAUUCAGGCAGGUUUGGGUUAACACAGCAGAACCAAGUGUUUAGGUCAGUUCUGCUAUGUUCCCCUCCCUCCUUUGUGCACCUGUGCCAAAAAAAACUUUCCUCACUUCCAAUAAGGAGACAGGACUAUUUACCAGAGAGUGGGAUAUGGGAAAUGUGCUCUGCCACUUCAUUCCUGGGCCUCAUGGUGACUCUCAGGUGAUGCAUCAUUGUGGCAUGCCCAUAUUGCCUCCUCUCUCGAAUAGAUGCUCAGUCAUUUUAAGCCAUUUUUUAUUUUAGUUGUGCCACAAUGCUCUCCAAUUGGAAGACGUCAGCAACUGAUGUCACUGAGCAUAGUAGCUGUUCUUCAGUGCAGCUGGCCAGGAUUUCUUGGCCUCCACCCCCACUUCCCCCCCCACACACCUCAAACCUAGCCAAGCUUACUGGUCUGAGAAGUGCUUGUGGAACAUACGUUGAUUAUUGAUCAGGCUGUGCUUGAUCGGACAGGAGUAUCCUGCCCCAGCACUUGUAUCUUAAUCUCAUCCUUUCCUGAGCACAAGCUUCACUGAGAUAAGUUAACACACAUUUGACCAUUGCCUAUUUCAAUAUGAAACUGGGAAUCUCUGUCCAAUAUAAAUGGUAAGCAUGGAGUAUUUGGUGAAUGUAAAUAUGGUUGGUGGAAAAAAAAAUCUCCUUUUAAGGAGGUGGCAGGGAGAUUUGUACAACCUUCUUUUCAUCAUCACUGAGCUGCAGUAAGUCUCCCACCCCAAAGAAUGAAUUUGCCUACCAGGGGAGGGGAACAAAACAAUUCUGUCCCUAUCUUGUCAGUUUUCCAGUGAAGGUUGUGCAUUUGUGCAGAGGAUGGGAUUAUCUAAUGCCAAUCGCCAGCUAGAAGGGUGAUUUGGUAUUAAAUAAUGUAAAUUUAAUUUUGACUGUUCUGUCACUAGUAGGUACAGCCAGCAAGAGAGCAGCUAUAGGGAGAUCUUGGCCAAUGAACACAUUGUGCUUGCACUCCCUGAACUUUUCUUGAGCUUUGAGAGCUGGUUUUAACUGCUGUUCCUUUACCUUUAGUAUGCAAUAGAUUUUACUUUUUUUUAAUGUACUUUUUAUGAUGGUUAAGUUUCUACACUUUUGCAGGCAGAAGAAUAGCCCCAUUGGUAAUCUGGGGACUUGUAUUGAUACUCCCUUCCCUGGCACCUUCAUGGUGGGGCCUGAGUAGCUGAAGGUUGAGACCAUGACCCCACCCUAACGCAUGUUCCCCUAACAUCUUACAACCCUCUACCUUUCUCUGUGUCCUCUGGUUGUCAUUCCCAGGUGGCUAUAACUCUUUGGGAAUAAAGGGGACAUUUGGAUAAAGCCAAACCAUCAGCAGAGACAGUGAGAUAUUAAUCAUUUUGUAGGCUGUUUUGAAGGAUGUUGGUGGGAAACCCUCCCUCUGUUAUUCUGCUGUCGGUUAACUUUAAUGCUAACAUAUCACUGAAAUAAAAAGUCCCAAAUUAAGUGAUUUUAAAUAUUAGCUUCAUCUGUGUUUCUCUGUAGUUAUUGUUUUAAAUCACUCAUCUGACUUUUAAAAAUAAUUUAAAAUAUAUUUUGCAAACAUUUCUUACCGACUUUUCUAAACCAACUCUGAAGAAACUUUCCUCCAACUGGUCAAAAAGUUGCCACAUUUUCAGUCAACCAGAAAUCGGUUUGUCCUAAAUUUUGACCCAACCCCAUUGCCUGAUGACUCCAUGAAUGGUAUGGUAAAUUUCAGGAAAAACUAAAGGCAUAAUGUAAUUGCUUGUUAUGUAACUAAGUAGAAUUGCCAGACACUGAGAUGGAAAAGAUUGCUUUUAAUGUCCAAAUGCUGUUUCCUUCAGUGCCAGGAGGUAUGGACUACCUCAUUCAAUGUGUGUGUGAGGGAGAGAGCUAUGUAUUUUUACCUGUUCAGAUUUUUUUAAAUUGUGGUCCAUUUAAAACGAUUGUUAUUAAGUAUUUUCCUCCUGUGCCAUCAGUACCCUAUUGUCAGUUCUGAUGCACUUUGCUUGUUAGUCGCACAUAAAUCUUAUUAUGCAAAGCUCCAAACUUUCCAAAAACACUUUGUGUAUAGACCUUUUGGCCCAUCAUACAUAUGUUGGCUCUUUGAAAGAUUAUCUCAAUAUCCUGCCUUUAGCCUGCAGCUUUUCAAAUGUACCUGUUGAGCAUAAAUCUUGUACAUCACCCACAGGGACCCCAUACAAGUAUCCCAGUUAAUAGUGCUCCAAUUUGUGUUACACUAUAGAAUUCCCCCCUCUAUCCCUGGAAAGUAUAAAGCUGACUGGCUGGGUCAGGAAGGUGCAAAAAAACAGUCACAAGUUUUGAAGGGCAUUGCUCCAUGUGUUACUUCACUACCUGUAUAAAGCACAGGUAUUGUAGCUGAGAUCAUGCUUAUUUCAGGUUACCAGCGCUUCCAUGUAUUAAGAGAAGUGGAAUACUUUGGAGCAUGUUUCAAAGAUUUGGGAGUUGUAAAUAGAGUUUAAAUAAAAAUCUUGAUAAUUAAGAUGCAGAAAAAAAUGUGCUUGUAUUUUCUUACUGCAAAAUGCAAUAAAAUAAAGGUUUGAGUAUUGGGUCAAUUUUGU
Molecule: messenger RNA, 3441 nt
Organism: Pristis pectinata (smalltooth sawfish)
Lineage: Eukaryota; Metazoa; Chordata; Chondrichthyes; Rhinopristiformes; Pristidae
Product: histone H3-like centromeric protein A
Exons: 6
Coding region: 1-888 (295 amino acids)
Cellular component (GO): nucleosome
Molecular function (GO): structural constituent of chromatin; DNA binding; protein heterodimerization activity
Source: RefSeq, a predicted model, not a curated record